This is a messenger RNA of Didymodactylos carnosus, 1323 nucleotides long. NCBI's taxonomy places the organism in Eukaryota, Metazoa, Rotifera, Eurotatoria, Philodinida, Philodinidae. The record is from the annotation of a GenBank genome assembly.
AUGUACGACUUGUUUAUUAUAGGAUGUUUAAUUGUAUUUGUUGUUAUAUGUGUAUCACUAUUAACAUUGCAAAAUAUUCAUGUUGUUAUUUUACGUAAUCCUCGAUUCACACUUGAUAAUAUCGAUACUCGAUUAUCUCGUAUUUUAUUAAAUCGUACACUAACUCAAAUAUUUCUCAAUUCAACAUUAUGUGGCAGAAUCAUUACUAAUCCAUCGAAAGUAUCUCUGACUGAAAUUAAUCAGGCCAAUUUGGAUCUAUUUAACAAAUAUGGUCAAAUAAAGAAUAAAAAUUAUUUUGAGAUAACAUGUCAACAAUUUAUUGAUGAAAAUAAAUUUUAUAAAAAGUCUAUAACAAAAAUGGAAUAUAAUUUUCCACUUGCAUUUUCGAUACUCAUCUACAAAGAUUUAUAUCAGUUUCAAGUAUUACUAAGAACAGUUUAUCGUGAACACAAUUAUCAUUGUAUUCAUGUUGAUUUACAUGCACCGAAAUAUUUAUAUUAUUAUGCACAAAAAGCGAGUAAAUGUUUAAAACAUGUUUAUGUAACACCAAAACGAAUUAAAGUUGCAUGGGGUACAUACUCAACAUUAGAAGCAGAAAGAAUUUGUCAAGUGUAUCUAUUAGAAAGAUUUAAAUCGUGGAAAUAUUACAUGAAUUUAGCUGGCACCGAAUUACCUAUUCAUACAAAUUAUGAACUUGUUCAAGUUUUAAAAUUACUCAAUGGUCGAAACGAUGUCAUAUCACAUCCAAAUUCUAAUCCUCAACGACAUCGACGAAAACGUGCAAAAAUUCCAAUACCAUUCCAGAUGCGUUUGUGGAAAGGUGAAUUUCAUGUAACCUUAUCUCGAGCAUUUGUCGAAUAUAUUUAUCAAAGUCCAAUGGCCAUGGAACUUUUAUUUUGGUUAAAUAAUACGGGUGUACCGGAUGAAUAUUUUUACAAUAGUUUAAAUCGGUUAUCCGAUUUUCCCGGUCAUUCAAAUGUUGGAUAUAAAAUUGAUCAAUUUUUAACACGUUAUAAAGUAUGGAAAUAUUCGACAAAAUUUUCUUGUAAAUCAGCCAUUUAUAUCAAUAGUAUUUGUCAAUUAAAUUGGAAAGAUUUACAACGUGUUACGAAUAGUAAACGGUUAUUUGCAAAUAAAUUUAAUCAAAAUAAAGAUUUUUUGAGUAUUGACUGUAUGGAGCAAUGGUUACAAGUGAAAACUGAUGAUCGCAUGUUGAUUAAUCCAUAUGACUAUACUCGGUAUCCGCCUGUGUGGACAGGCUACACAGAAUUAAUGGCAAGUGAACGACAAAGAAUAGAAGAAAAACAAGCAUUUGAAGAUUAA